Messenger RNA from Rotaria sp. Silwood2, 243 nucleotides. NCBI's taxonomy places the organism in Eukaryota, Metazoa, Rotifera, Eurotatoria, Philodinida, Philodinidae. The record is from the annotation of a GenBank genome assembly.
AUGGAACCUGAUGCAGUAAAUAUUUGUUGCAAUGCAAUAGGUAUACUUUUGGAAAAUGGUAGUAGUGGUCGUAGUGCUCGUAGUGGUCGUAGUAGUCUUAGUGGUCGUCGUGAUCGUGGUGGUGGUCGUCUUCGUAGUCGUCGUGGUUGUGGUGGUGGUCGUCGUCAUGGUUGUGGUGGUAGUCGUCGUCGUAGUCGAUGUGGUUGCUGUAGUAGUAGUCGUCGUCGUAGUGGUAGUAGUUGA